Messenger RNA from Hippopotamus amphibius kiboko, 1788 nucleotides. RefSeq names its product cytochrome P450 2E1-like. Gene Ontology annotation, molecular function: iron ion binding; heme binding; oxidoreductase activity, acting on paired donors, with incorporation or reduction of molecular oxygen, reduced flavin or flavoprotein as one donor, and incorporation of one atom of oxygen. Gene Ontology annotation, biological process: xenobiotic metabolic process. NCBI's taxonomy places the organism in Eukaryota, Metazoa, Chordata, Mammalia, Artiodactyla, Hippopotamidae. Gene Ontology annotation, cellular component: cytoplasm; intracellular membrane-bounded organelle. Bases 44 to 1534 code for a protein of 496 amino acids. The transcript is spliced from 9 exons. The record is from RefSeq and is a predicted model, not a curated record.
CCACAGGAGCAUCCCCACGCGUCGGCAGACCCCCGAAGGCACCAUGGCCGUCCUCGGCAUCACGGUCGCUCUGCUGGUGUGGAUGGCCACUCUGCUGCUCAUCUCCAUCUGGAAGCACAUCUACAGCAGCUGGAAACUGCCCCCUGGCCCUUUCCCACUGCCCAUCGUUGGGAACCUUUUCCAGUUGGAAGUGAAGAAUAUUCCCAAAUCCUUCACCAGGCUGGCAGAGCGGUUCGGGCCGGUGUUCACCCUGUACCUGGGCUCGCAGCGCGUCGUGGUCCUGCACGGCUACAAGGCUGUGAAGGAGGUGCUGCUCGACUACAAGAACGAGUUUUCGGGCAGAGGAGAACACGUCCCGUUCCAGGUGCACAAGGACAAAGGGGUCAUUUUCAAUAAUGGACCGACCUGGCGGGACACCCGGCGGUUCUCGCUGACCACCCUGCGUGACUUAGGGAUGGGGAAACAGGGCAACGAGCAGCGGAUCCAGAGGGAGGCCCACUUCCUGCUGGAGGCGCUCCGGAGCACCCAGGGCCAGCCCUUCGACCCCACCUUUGUCAUCGGCUUCGGGCCCUACAACGUCAUCUCCGACAUCCUCUUCCACAAGCGCGUUGAUUACAGUGACAAGACUGGUCUGCGGUUGAUGCGUCUGUUCAAUGAGGACUUCUACCUGCUCAGUACGCCCUGGAUCCAGCUUUACAAUUAUUUCUCAGGCUACCUACAUUACCUGCCUGGAAGCCAUAGGAAACUACUGAAAAAUAUCUCUGAAAUAAAAGAUUAUGCUUUAGAAAGAGUGAAGGACCACCAGAAGUCACUGGAGCCCAGCUGUCCCCGAGACUUCACUGACACCAUGCUGAUGGAAAUGCAGAAGGAGAAACACAGCGCAGACCCUAUGUACACCUUGGACAACGUUGCUGUGACCGUGGCCGACCUGCUCUUUGCGGGGACAGAGACCACCAGUACCACCCUGAGAUACGGGCUCCUGAUUCUCAUGAAAUACCCGGAGGUUGAAGAGAAGCUUCAUGAAGAAAUUGACAGGGUGAUUGGGCCAAGCCGAAUCCCUGCCGUCAAGGACAGGCUGGAUAUGCCCUACCUGGAUGCUGUGGUCCACGAGAUUCAGAGGUUCAUCGACCUCGUUCCCUCCAACCUCUUGCAUGAAGCAACCCGGGACACAAUGUUCAGAGGAUACGUCAUCCCCAAGGGCACAGUCAUAAUUCCGACACUGGACUCCGUCUUGUAUGACAGCCAAGAGUUCCCUGAACCAGAGAAGUUUAAGCCAGAGCACUUUCUGAAUGAAAAUGGAAAGUUCAAGUACAGCGACCAUUUCAAGGCAUUUUCCGCAGGGGUUACUGAGCAACGUCGAACGUUUGGUUACCCAGACUCAUCGCAGGGCCCUCGAAGCUUCCCAGUCCUUGGCUGCCUUCCCAGGGCCUUCCCUCGGUGUGGGUGUGAGGAAAGAUCUGUAACCAACUCGAUAACGUUAACACCCAACACGAGAGCAUUGCCUUCCACCCGGGGCCCCACUGCUUUCCUGUAGGACGUGGGGCUGAGCACUGGCAGAGCCCAUCCUCCCAGCCUAACGGAGCUUUAUGCAGCGGAGUCCUGGCGGUGGAGGCUGUGUGACGGCUGGUCCCUGAACACACCUGUCGCUGAUACCCUUACACUGAAAUCCACUCCGGGCUCCCUUUCAACGGGCAGACGGGGCUCAGGUCUGCUUAGGGUGCCGUUGAUGCAUGGCCUCCUCCCACUCAGCGGUCCCCCCGCUGUCCCGCCUGGAGCAGUGUCUUAGUG